This is a messenger RNA of Onychostoma macrolepis, 3618 nucleotides long. RefSeq lists its product as uncharacterized. Lineage: Eukaryota; Metazoa; Chordata; Actinopteri; Cypriniformes; Cyprinidae. The record is from RefSeq and is a predicted model, not a curated record. Gene Ontology annotation, cellular component: postsynaptic density. Gene Ontology annotation, biological process: inhibitory postsynaptic potential. The transcript is spliced from 4 exons. Bases 464 to 2053 code for a protein of 529 amino acids.
GGAGAUACGAGACGCUCAGUUCACCAGUAGAUGGAAGGAGAGACAGAUGUGCUCUUGAGAGAGAGACAGAUCAUAAACACAGACAAGAAAAUCACAGACGGAUGUAAGAAAGAAGAACAGAAACACACGGAGGAGUCUGAUCUUACAGGAAUAUAGGAGAUACAGAACGAGUGAACGAGAAAGAGAUGAAGAGAUGCAGAGAUGAAGAACAGUCCGUUCACCUACACAACACUCUGUAAUGAAGACAGGCAAACAAUGAAUUUGAAGACUUUGACACUGGAUUGACGGAAAGACGGAUGUGAAAAGGGAUUUCUGACCAAUGCGAUCACUUCUAAUUCUGUGGAAUACAACUUCCCAAAACACACCAAGGAAUAAUCAUCUUUGUUUUAGAUAGUAUGCUUAUAAACGAAGGCCACACCCCCUCCAGCUCCUCCUCAGGGGGCUGAGCCAAUCAGCAGAGGUCAUGGGCCGACGGGCAGCUGACGCAUCCAAUGCGGUGCCGGCACUGGAGGUGCCUCUAGCUGGUGGGCGGGCUGUGCUGUCUCAGAAAUGGGGCCCUUUGUGCAGCGUUGGCGUCCAAACGUCACCAGGUCUCCGCUCGCUUCCGUCAUUGAAGAAGAGGACUCCAACAGUCAGUACGGCCAACGGACCGACUGCCGAAACCAUGUCGCUAGACCGGGUGAGGCGUUGUGAAGUCAACGGAAGGCACGUUGUCAAGGCAGCUUCCAGGAACCAUGUGGCACAGGACAGGACGUCCCAGGAGAGUGAGGUGUACUGUCAAAUCAAAGCCAAUCCAAACCAAUCCGGGCAAAGAGGGAGUUUAAAAAGAAACCCUCGGUACGUUAACGGAAGUAUCGUUGCGCCCGAGGUGGUGGGCGGAGUUUGUAGUGAAGGGGCAGAGUCUGAGGAAGCAAGACGGCAGAGUCAAACAAUGGUACGUGAAUGUAGGCGGGGUCAGUCGCUGAAAGGGGAGGCGGCCAGGCCAGCCGCUGGCUCAUACACCACGCCCCCUCGGCCAUGUCGCGUGAUGACGUCAUCGCCCAGACUGUGCGCUAGCUGUGGGCGGAGACAGUCUCAAGCCCCGCCCUGCAUGGCGCCCGCUUGUCGCAAACGAGCUGCCAGUCAGGUUCAAGCGAGCAUGACGCUUCCGACGCCGCCGAGGAAAAGCUGUUCGCCUCGCUUGCAGAAAAGAAACUCAACGGUUGGACAGCCAACGUAUGCGCAAAUUCCCAAUCACACUACGCAAAACGCAUGCUCCACCCCUUCACAAUUCAACAAAAAAGAUGCGAAAACAGAGGCAUCGGCGCAGUUUGAAAAACCCAAUAAUGACUCGACGACGCACAAAACGCAACACACGCAAACACGAGUCAAAACAGAAUCAACCACACAACAUGCAUUGCAAGAUGCAAAGGACAAGUGUGCGACUACGCAAACGCACAAAUCUGCCACGUCUAAAACGAUUGGCAGUGAGUCCCAAGCCACGCCCACUCCUCCACCCAAGAAAGACUUGAAACCAAUACAGAUCAAAUGUAAACCAGCACCUCCAGAGCUUCUGAUUGGCUCAGGGGCGGAGCCUAAGCCACAAACCCCACCCCCUCCUCCAUCAGAACCUAAAACUGAGACAGAAACGAACUCUAAAGACACCCACCCACCUCCAACAGACGAUAUCCCACAAUGCAACGGUGCACCUGGCGUUCUACACGGACUUUUGCAGAAUGUAGAAGAAAACCUGCUGUAUAAUCAGGAAAAGAUCAAAGUUCUUCUCAAUGUCAUUCAGGAUCUGGAGAGGAACAAAGCAAUGAGUGAAGGGCGUUGUUCUUACAGAACAGGCCAGGACAUCAACAACUGCUCAACCUGCCAGAAAACAGCCUGCAUUAUAUACAGUGUGGAGCACGACUUCCGUGUGCAGGAGGGAAGAUUUCAAAGCAUUCUGGAAGCCUUGGAUGAAGCAGAGUAUGAUGUUCCCGCCCCUGUCCCAAAGCCCGCCCACAUACGCCCUCGAACCAAGAGCCGCGUCAAGAAACUGCGAAAGAAGUGUUUCUGGUGGCUUUAGAGAACCACUGCCAUGGAUAUCUACUGCAGUUUAGAUUGCCACAGAAAUUCAUAAUUUUGUUUGUUUGCAUUCAUGGAAAAUGCCACCAGCAUCACCGCUGUGGUUAUGAUGUCGAAAAACCAAACUUAUGGACGUAUAUGUUUCGUAACACAGUCCAGGUUAAAGGAUUUGUUAAAAAACGUUACUCUUACUGAACGGAUUAUGCUUUGAAAUCAUUGUUACAUUGUGACAAACUUCUCAAAGCCACGGCUGAACCAAAAGCUCAUCUGACAUCCUGAAAACUUGAGGACAAUUUAAAACCCAAGGAGACCCACAAGACCUCGCAUCUAGCCAGUCAAUAAAUCCCCUUCAUAGUGUCUGACAGAGGCAGAACGCAGUCGAUAUCCCUCUUUACGCUGAUGGACGGAGUGUUAUCCUGAUGGAGAUUCUCUGUCUCAUCUCCUCGUCAACGUUCUCUGACCUUUGUGUGUGGAUGGCUUUCGUCCCCGACUAAUGAAUGUCUAGCGCUCUGUUCCCAAACCUAGCGAUCUGCCUACCUACACAGCAUUUUAAGUAACCAGUAGUUGAGCUCCCCAUGCGGAGGCAGCUUCAAAUUGGGUCGUCUUAUGAGAUGCAACCACACUGCAUUGUCCUUAAUGGAAAAAUCCAAGUUCUUACACUUACUGCUUAAACAAAUAGUUCACCCAAAAAUGGACAUUUGAUUCAAAUGAACUCACCCUCAGGCCAUUCAAGAUGUAGAUUAGUUUGUUUCUUCACUGGAACACAUUUGGAGAUAUGUAGCAUUACAUGACUUGCUCACUAAUGGAUCCUCUGCAGUGAAUGGGUGCCGUCAGAAUGAGGGUCCAAACACUCAGCUGAUAAAAACAUCACAAUAGUCCAGAAGUAAUCCACACAACUCCAGUCCAUCAAUUACCCAGCAGGCACACAACGUCAUAAGACAUUGAUAUUUGGUGAAAUUUUUGUUGCGACAUCGGGUGACCAAAAUUCAAUGUCAAUUCAACAUCUAAUGUCAAUGUUAAUUUGAUGUCCAACACUGACAUCAGCUUAUGUUGAUAUUUGUUGUUUUUAGGUUGUGUAACCAAAAUCCAACAUUAAGUCGACGUCAAAUUGGCAUCAAAUACUGACGUCAACCUGGCGUUAUAUUGACGUCCCAUGCCUGCUGGGUAAUGGUCUUGUGAAGUGAUUAAGAUAUUUUUACUUCAAACUGUUGCUUUUGGCCAAAAUACAAGUCCAGAAUCCAUAAUAACGCUUCCUCCAGUGAAAUAGUAUUUUCAAAUGUCCUCUCACGUCAAAAUCUACACACACAUUUGUUAACUAUUUUGGACAAUUUUCACUUGUAAACGGUGCAUGAUCUGUGCAUAUGUCUCUCCUCAUUCAGACGAGACUACUUUUUUACUGGAGAAAGCGCUAUUAUGGACUAUAGACUCGUAUUAAAAACUUAACUUCAAACAUGCAGCUUUUCACUUGACAAGACAUUAAUUUAUGGACUGGAUUACUUGUGGAUUAUUGUGAUGUUUAUAUCAGCUGUUUGGACUCUCAUUCUGACGGCACCCAUUCACUGCAGA